Molecule: messenger RNA, 5091 nt
Organism: Marmota flaviventris (yellow-bellied marmot)
Lineage: Eukaryota; Metazoa; Chordata; Mammalia; Rodentia; Sciuridae
Source: RefSeq, a predicted model, not a curated record
AUGGGACAGAGCACUUCAAUGCCUCUGUCCCUGACCCUUGAUCACUGGACCAAAGUCCGCUUAAGGGCUCAGAAUCUUUCUUUUUCAGUAAAACGCCGGACCUGGAAGAUUCUCUGUGCCUCAGAAUGGCCCACCUUUGGAGUCGGAUGGCCCCCAGGAGGAUCUUUCUACUCCCCACUAAUUCAAAAAGUCAGAGAUAUUGUCUUUCAGCCGGGGCCACAUGGCCAUCCAGAUCAACAGCUGUAUAUCUUAACUUGGCAAGACCUCUGCGAAUCUCCUCCUCCAUGGGUGAAGCCUUUCCUUGUCCCUGCCCCCGCUCCUAUUCCUUCCCCCAUGAUUCUAUCUCUCAAAUCCUCUGCUCCUCCUCCUCCUCCACCCUCUGUUCUCCCUGAGUCUCUAGAUUUGACUCUACUGGACUCUCCUCCCCCUCCUUAUCUCCUGCCCUUGUCCCCCAACCCCCAACACCCUCUAAAUGACUUCCCCAUGGCACACACAGCCCCUCCUCCCCUGGAGGAAGCUGGCCCAGCUAAAGAAACUCGCCAGUGGCGGAUGAAUAAAAACCCUGAAGCCCCCGUGAUACUCCCCCUCCGUCCUUACGGGCCAAUGAUUGACAAUGGCCAUGGAGGAGAAAUGCAAGCCUACCAGUAUUGGCCUUUCUCCUCUUCAGACCUAUAUAACUGGAAAAAUAACAAUCCCCCUUUUUCCGAGGACCCCACCCGGCUCACAGGUCUGGUUGAGUCAUUGAUGUGUUCACACCAGCCUACUUGGGAUGACUGCCAACAACUCCUAGGCACUCUCUUCAUGACAGAGGAACGAGAGAGAAUCCUCCUGGAAGCUAGAAAAAAUAUCUUCGGACCAGACGGGCGACCGACACAACUUCCCAACAUAAUCAAAGCCGACUUCCCCUUGAACCGACCCAACUGGGACCCCAACACCCCUGAAGGUAGGGAACAUCUGCCAACUUAUCACCGGGCUCUAAUAGUGGGUUUCCGAGCGGCCGCUAGGUGACCAACUAAUUUGGCCAAGGUAAGAGAGAUUAUUCAAGGGCCUGAUGAAUCUCCCUCUAUGUUUCUAGAGAGAAUUAUGGAGGCAUAUAGGAGAUAUACUCCUUUCGAUCCUCAGGCAGAGGAUCAAAAGGCAUCUGUCACGAUGGACUUUAUUGGGCAAGCUUCCCUGGAUAUUAAAAGAAAGUUACAAUGCUUAGAUGGAUUACAAGAUAUGACUUUGAGAGAUUUGGUCAGAGAAGCCGAGAAGGUAUACUAUAAGAGAGAAACUGAGGAAGAGAAGGAGCAAAGGGAGGAUGAGAGAAGCAAAAGACAGACUAAGGCAUUGACUAAGGUCCUGGUCACAACAACAAAUAGGCCAGAAAUUAAACAGGGAGACAGGAAGGGAUACCUGGGCCCACGCCAGAGGCCACCUCUGGCCUCAGAUCAAUGUGCCUACUGUAAAGAAAAAGGACACUGGGCCAAAGAGUGCCCUAGAAAGAGACAGCCACGCCAGCCAGCCAUUCUAACUCUGGAGGAUGACUAGGAAAGUUGGGGCUCAGAUCCCCUCCCCGAGCUCAGGGUAACUUUUGAAGUGGAGGGGACCCCAGUAAACUUUGAAGUGGAUACAGGGGCAGUAUACUCAGCCCUUAAGGCCCCAUUGGGCCCUCUAUUAAAUAAAAGGUCUCUAAUUCAAGGGGCUAACAGCAGUAAAUAUCGGGCUUGGACAACUAAGAAGACCAUGGACCUGGGGAAAAGAAAAAUCCAUCACUCCUUACUAGUAAUCCCAGAAUGCCCAGCCCCAUUGAUGGGCAGAGAUCUGCUCACCAAGCUCCAGGCCAAAAUAACUUUUAACCCUGAAGGCCCCCAAAUGAAAUUUCUAAAUCCUUCAGUAAAAACUCCUAUAGUCAUGGCUUUAACUAUGUCAGUAGAAGAUGAACAUCAACUCUUCACACCCCCCAAGACUGAUCAAACAGGCAAGCUACCCCAGAAAUGGAUAACAGAUUACCCAGAUGCCUGGGCAGAAACUGCUGGGUUAGGCCUAGCCAUGAAACAACCUCCAAUAACAGUGGAGUUAAAAACCUCAGCCUCCCCAAUCAAUGUCAAACAAUAUCCUUUGAACAAAGAAGCUAAAGAUGGGAUAAGGCCCCAUAUUCAGAAAUAUCUGGCCUUAGGGGUCCUAAGGCCCUGUCAAUCGGCCUGGAACACUCCCCUGCUACCAGUAAAAAAGCCAGGAACUGGGGACUAUUGCCCCGUACAAGACCUAAGAGAGAUCAACAACAGAGUGUAGGACAUUCACCCCACGGUACCUAAUCCAUACAAUCUGCUUAAUACUCUAAACCCUGAGCAAAAAUGGUAUACUGUUCUGGAUUUAAAAGAUGCUUUCUUUUGCUUGCCUCUGCAUAAAGAUAGUCAGUUGCUGUUUGCUUUCGAGUGGGUAAACCCAGAAACCAGAACGUCUGGUCAACUAACUUGGACUAGACUCCCACAGGGGUUCAAAAACUCCCCUACUCUCUUUGAUGAAGCCCUCCACAGAGAUCUCAACAACUUCAGAACUAUGCACCCUGAAGUCACCCUGCUUCAAUAUGUGGAUGACCUGCUACUGGCAGCUGACACCAAGGAAAACUGUGAGUCUGGAACCCAAGCACUAUUAUCCGAGCUUGCUCAACUUGGGUAUAGAGCUUCUGCCAAAAAGGCCCAAAUUUGCCAGCAAGAAGUAAUCUUCCUGGGCUAUUCCCUUAGGGGCGGUAAACGAUGGCUCACUGAGCCCAGAAAACAAACUGUUGUGCAGAUACCACCCCCAUCUAACAGGAGGCAACUCAGAGAGUUUCUUGGGACUGCUAGCUUUUGCAGGUUAUGGAUACCUGGGUUUGCGUCCUUAGCUGCUCCUUUAUACCCGCUGUUAAAGGGAGAUGCCCAAUUCCAAUGGAACCCUGAGCACCAGCAAGCUUUUGAUAACAUCAAAAGGGCGCUGCUAUCUGCUCCGGCCUUAGCACUCCCGGAUGUAGAAAAACCCUUUACUCUCUACAUUGAGGAAAAGAAAGGAAUAGCAUGAGGAGUGCGCACUCCUACUCUAGGACCCUGGAAAAGACCUAUAGCCUACUUGUCUAAAAAGCUGGACCCAGUGGCUGGUGGAUGGCCCCAUUGCCUAAAAGCUAUAGCAGCGGUGGCCCUACUAAUCAAGGAUGCUGAUAAGUUAACGCUGGGGCAGAAACUAACCAUUAUAGCCCCCCAUGCCCUAGAGAGCAUCAUCCGCCAGCCACCAGACAGAUGGUUAUCAAACUCUAGAAUAACACACUAUCAGAGCCUGUUGCUUGACAAGGACAGAAUAAUGCUGGCCCCCCCCGCCCCGCUUAACCCGGCUACACUACUACCUGAACAAUCAUCAGGACCCGUCACUCAUGACUGUCAACAUAUACUGGCAGAAGAAACCAGUAUACGACGGGAAUUAAAGGAUCAGCCACUGCCCCACCCUGAGGUCAUAUGGUUCACUGAUGGCAGCAGCUUCCUCCAGGACGGUAAGCAGCGGGCUGGGGCAGCAGUAGUUAGCAGAACUAAAGUCAUCUGGUCCUCAAGCCUCCUGGAGGGAACAUUAGCUCAAAAGGCAGAGCUGAUCGCCCUCACGAAGGCAUUAGAGCUAGCGGCAGGCAAAAAGGCCACCAUAUACACAGAUAGCCGCUAUGCCUUCGCUACCGCUCAUAUACACGGGGCUAUCUACCAGCAAAGGGGACUAUUAACCUCGGCGGGAAAGGAAAUAAAAAACAGAGAUGAGAUCCUCCGCUUCCUCUCAGCAAUGCAAAGCCCUAGGGAACUAGCUAUAGUGCACUGUCCAGGACACCAGAAAGGAAACGAUCCCGUAGCGGUCGGGAACAGGAGGGUGGAUGAAGAGGCUAAAUUGGCAGCCCUAAACAGAGUAACCAUGUUAACACUUUCCACACCGGGGGAACAUAAGUCAGGAGAUUUAACUACGUCGGAGCACCCCGACAACUUACAUCUAAGGACACUGACACUGAACUCCUCCACUUCACUGAGCCCAGCCUGCAAUUUCAGAAAGCACCUACGAGGAACCAGACCAGGACAAUUCUGGGAAAUGGACUUUACUGAAAUUAAGCCAGCAAGGUAUGGACUUAAAUAUCUCCUAGUUUUUGUAGAUACAUUUUCAGGAUGGAUUAAAGCCUUCCCCACAAAAACAAAAACAAAAACAAAAAAAAACAAAACGACGCAAAUGGUGGUCAAAAAGAUCCUGGAAGAUAUUUUUCCAAGAUACGGCCUGCCUAAGGUAAUAGGGUCUGAUAAUGGACCGGCGUUCAUGGCCCAGGUAAGUCAGGGGUUAGCCAGGACCCUGGGGAUUAAUUGGAAGUUACAUUGUGCUUAUAGACCCCAGAGUUCAGGACAGGUAGAAAGAAUGAAUAGAACCAUUAAAGAGACCUUAAUGAAAUUAAGCUUAGAGACCGGCAUAAAAGAUUGGACUAUGCUCCUGCCUUAUGCACUGUUUUGCAAAAAAAAAAAUACUCCCUCUGUUUCUUUGUGUAACCUCACCCCCUAUGAAAUUCUCUAUGGUGCCCCUCCUCCAGUAAGGGACCUAACCCCAACUCUAAGACCUAAUGAUCCCUUCCACACCCCCUUGCUUGACAGACUUAAAGCUCUUGAAAGAACUCAGUCAUACCUGUAAAAACAGCUGGCUACUGCCUACCAACCUGGGGAUGAAGGGACUCCACACCGAUAUCAAGUAGGAGACUUCAUCUACGUAAGACGACAUCAGGUGUCAUCCCUGGAACCCCGCUGGAAAGGACCAUACCAGGUGCUACUUAUAACACCUACAGCGGUAAAGGUAGACGGAAUCACUUCCUGGAUCCAUGCCUCUCAUCGCAAGCCUGCGCCCUGUCCAGACUCUGGCUGGAAAUUGGAAAAGACUGGUAACCCUCUCAAAUUGCGUAUUCGCCAAGUUGUCCCAUAUACCAUAAACCCUAAUUCUAGGAUGGUUUGUGUCAUCCAGCUGUACAACUCAGGUUUCUGUUGGCUUGAAGGUUGUGGCUCCCAGUGCUGCACACUCUUGUCAGACUCACUUAAAAGAUCCCAAAGGGCCACAAAUUAUGGCAAUUGUUAG